UGUAUUUUGUAGCAGUAUCGGCCAUUGAAACCCUCAAAGAACUGAUGUUGUCAUGCAGAAUUGGUUUUGGCGAUGUAUCCGAAGCAAGCAAUUUGGGUUGUCAGACUCGGUACUACGUUUGGUGCAAUUCUCUCGCCACGUCUGGUUCAAAUGCGACUGUUAGUUAUUUUUUAUUUAAUAAUUAUAUUAAAAUAUUUAAUAAAAAUUCAAAAAAGUAAAACCGAUAGUUGAUUUAAUUUUAAUUAGCUAUAAAACAGUUACUAAUUUAUAAUUUAUAUUCUAAUCAUUAAAUUGUAUUUGUUGAGCUUUGUAGGACAGAAACUUAUAAAACACUUCUUGGUUGGCACUUAGGCUCAAUUGAGGAUGCAUUUCUUUUGGUAAUUCUUAAACUCUUUGCAUCUAGCGGGUGGAGACAACUCGUCUAAAUUGCUUUAAAUUUACAAUGAACUUAAAAACCUUGCUGUUGAAUUGCUUUUUAGAUAUUAUGCUUUUAUAUUACAAAGUUUAGGAGCUGACAAAGGAAAAAAGGUUUCAAUUUGAAGGAAGAAGAAGAAGAAGAGAGAGUAGUAAUGUUUGUGGGCCCAAUAAAAACCUCCAACUCAGCAAAUUUAAACGGAAGUUAACGUUUAAGGUUUUGGCGUUAUAAGAAGUGCUUAAACGAACUGAUUUUUUUCCCUUUCAAAAAGAAAAAAUGAACUGAUCAUCUAGUGCUAAGGUUAUCUUCGGGCUAAAAAAUACAUGAGGGCCCAAGGUGACAGAAUGGACAAAUUUGGACCUUUUCUAAAAAAUUGUAAUUAUGCAAUUGUAUACUCCUCCAAUCCAAUACGUCCAUCUACAGUUAAGACUCUGAUUCUCUAAACUACUGUCAUUCCCGCCAGCAAAAGAAAUGAAUAAAAUGACUGUUAAUUUCUCCAGAUCAUCCCUUGCUCUCAACAAGUUCAUCAAAUCCCAGAAAAACCUCUCUGAACCAUCACCAAAAUUGUUUCCUAAUGAUCCCAAACCAACCCAGAUAACACCUACACUGGACCCAAAAGUGCUUGUGCUAGAUCUUAACCAUCAGCUUUUGCAAAAAUUAGAACUUUCUUGCAUUAAUAUUAAACAAUUCAAUCAAAUCCAUACUCAACUUAUAGUUUUGGGCCUCUUUCAACACCCUCUUGCUGCUGGUCGCUACAUAAAGAAGCUUUGCAACACUUAUUUCAAUUUACUUUCUCAUUGUGUUUAUUUGUAUGAUUACAUUGAACAGCCUGAUGCUUUUAUCUGUAAUACUAUAAUCAGAUGUUUUGUGAGUUUAAAUAACGACCCUUUUGGUGCUUUGAGAUUUUACUAUGAUAAAAUGAUUGCUAAGUGGGUUUUGCCUAAUCGUUACACAUUUCCACUUCUUGUUAAGGUUUGUGCUGAUAUUGGGUCUUUGAAAGAAGGCCAAAAGGCUCAUGCUUGUGUAGUGAAAUUUGGGUUUGAGUUUGAUGCUUAUGUUAGGAACUCUCUUUUGCAUAUGUACUCUGCUUGUGGGAGGGUUUUGGAUGCACGUCUGUUGUUUGAGAGCGGAUUUGUGUUGGAUUUGGUUAGUUGGAAUUCUAUGAUUAUUGGGUAUGUGAAGAAUGGAGAUAUUGGUCUUGCACGUGAGCUUUUCGAUGAGAUGCCUGAGAGAGAUGCUUUCAGUUGGAACUCAAUGAUUUCUGGGUAUGUUGGGGCAGGAGACGUGGAGGCUGCCAAAAAACUGUUUGAUAAUAUGCCAUCUAGAGAUGUUGUAUCUUGGAAUUGUAUGAUUGAUGGAUAUGCCAAGAUAAGAAAUGUUUCAGUGGCUCGUUGGUUAUUCAAUCAGAUGCCGUUCAGGAAUAUUGUUUCUUGGAAUAUCAUGUUGGCUCUAUAUUUGAAAUGCAAGAAUUAUGGUGAAUGCUUGAAACUGUUUGAUAGGAUGAUAGAAGAAAGAGAGUUAAGGCCAAAUAAGGCUUCUCUUAUGAGUGUUUUGACUGCAUGUGCGAAUUUUAGAAGGCUUGAUCUGGGCAAAUGGAUCCACUCUUAUAUUAAAGAUAAUGAGGUUGAAUCUGAUGAGUUACUUUCAACUGCUCUAUUGACAAUGUACGCAAAAUGUGGAAUGAUGGAUUUUGCUCGACAUAUUUUUACUAAGAUGCCUCACAAAAGUGUUGUAUCAUGGAAUUCUAUGAUCAUGGGAUAUGCUAUAAAUGGACAUGCAGAGAAAGCCCUGGAGACGUUCUUGGAGAUGGAGAAGAGUAGUAUGAUGCCAAAUGCAGCUACUUUUGUGAGUGUUUUAUCUGCUUGUUCACAUGCAGAACUACUCUUAGAGGGUUGGUGGUACUUUGAUCUAAUGCAAAGAAAAUAUAAGAUUGAACCAAAGGUUGAGCACUGUGGUUGCAUGGUUGAUCUCCUUAGACAAGCCGGUAUGGAGGAACAGCUGGAAGAACUUCUAAGAGAAGUGCACUUGGGGACAGAACAUACUUUAUUUGAAGCUUUUCUAUGUGCUUGUAAAACAUGCAAAUAUCCAGAGCUUGGAGAGAGUGUGGCGAAGCUACUAAUCAAGAUGUAUCCACAGGAUAUUACGCCCCAUGUGCUGUUAUCAAACAUAUAUGCUGGUGCAGGAAAGUGGGAUGAAGUAGAAAAAAUGAGAAAGAUAAUAAAUAAAAAAGGAUUAGGAAAAGAAAUUUUAUCUACCCUGAUUAACCUUGGAGAGUUUGGUCAGAAGCUGUCCUAGAAGACAGUUUGCGAACAAACAACAUUUUUGGAUGUGUGUAAACAGUGGACAGAGUCCAAGUACGGUAACACUAUGUAACAUACAAAGGUUAGUAAUCUAAUUACAAAUUGUUAGAUGAGGCUGUAUUAAUUUUUGUUAGAUGAGGCUGACAUGAAAAAUGACGUUGUCAUAUUGGUUCAGCAUCUCAAUUUUGAAAAGGUCAUAUGGUAUAUAUACCUGAUUACUCAAAAUAGAUGUUUCUGUUGUAAUCAUGCUUUUGGUCCUUCAAUUAUUGAAAUAAGACAAAGAUGAGAACUUUCCACA
This is a messenger RNA of Ricinus communis (castor bean), 3013 nucleotides long. Its product is annotated as pentatricopeptide repeat-containing protein At2g45350, chloroplastic. The transcript has a single exon. NCBI's taxonomy places the organism in Eukaryota, Viridiplantae, Streptophyta, Magnoliopsida, Malpighiales, Euphorbiaceae. The record is from RefSeq and is a predicted model, not a curated record. Gene Ontology annotation, biological process: RNA modification. Gene Ontology annotation, molecular function: RNA binding; protein binding. The coding region runs from base 887 to 2710 and encodes 607 amino acids.